Nicotiana attenuata is the source of this 1334-nucleotide messenger RNA. RefSeq names its product probable phytol kinase 1, chloroplastic. Gene Ontology annotation, cellular component: chloroplast. The record is from RefSeq and is a predicted model, not a curated record. Bases 113 to 1075 code for a protein of 320 amino acids. Gene Ontology annotation, molecular function: phytol kinase activity. NCBI's taxonomy places the organism in Eukaryota, Viridiplantae, Streptophyta, Magnoliopsida, Solanales, Solanaceae. Gene Ontology annotation, biological process: vitamin E biosynthetic process. The transcript has 6 exons.
GCAUAACAAUUUCAGUCUUUUUAUAUGGAUAAAUCUAGUCUAUCUGUUAUUAUAUGUGAAGACGAAUGAAGAGACUGUAGAUUCUAGAACGAAAGCUUGUGUUAGUGCUAUAAUGAGCAGAGUUUUAACUAUCUCCGCCACCGCCGCGGUGGUGCCGUUCACCCACUACCCCAACUCUAUCCUUCCACGUCACGUACGCCUCUCGAAUCUGCCUUCCUCUCUCACUGUAACAACCCAUACUCUUACAUUUCGCGGACGAUUCUUCUCGCCGUACAGUUCCCAAGCCGUUCCCGGUCCUGCCGACGCCGGUUUAACAGGUGGUUUUGAUGCUAUAAUUGGAGAUGGUGGCUCAAUGCUACAGGAUGCGGGAGCCACGGCUUUGGUCAUCGCCGGUGCUUACGCCCUUGUUUCCACUUUCGAUUUCUUAUCCGAGCGCAAGCUCAUUGAACAGAAUUUAAGCAGAAAGCUGGUCCACAUAUUGUCUGGUCUGCUUUUUAUGGCUUCCUGGCCAAUUUUCAGUGCAUCAAGAUGGGCACGCUACUUUGCUUCUGUAGUUCCACUUACAAACUGUUUGAGACUUGUGAUUAAUGGCCUUUCUUUGGCUACUGAUGAGGGACUUCUAAAAUCUGUUACUCGGGAAGGAAAGCCAGAAGAAUUGCUUAGAGGGCCUCUAUAUUAUGUUCUAGUGUUAAUUUUGAGUGCACUUCUCUUUUGGCGUGAGUCACCAGUUGGAGUAAUUUCGUUAGCAAUGAUGUGUGGUGGUGAUGGAAUUGCUGAUAUUGUUGGAAGAAGGUUUGGGUCCAUAAAAAUCCCUUAUAAUAAACAGAAAAGUUUGGCUGGUAGCCUCUCCAUGUUUGUUCUCGGUUUCCUGGUGUCCAUUGGGAUGCUCUAUUACUUCUCGGCCUUGGGAUAUCUUCACUUGGACUGGGUUUCAACUGUAGAAAGAGUAGCUGUGGUGUCAUUUAUAGCAACUAUGGUGGAGUCUCUCCCUAUUACUCCAACGGUAGACGAUAACAUUUCUGUUCCUUUGGUAAGCAUGGUUGUAGCAUCGUUGGCUUUUGAUUUAUUAGCUUAGAAUGCCCUCAUCUUCCCAGCCUUAUGCUGUCCUGAUAAAAUUGCAUUGUGAAGUGAUGAUUCCUGCUUUAUCUUCUUGUGGUGCCCUUAUCUGUAUCCUCAAGUGGUUCCUUGAUGCUAAUGGUGCAUAUUUCAUUAAAACAAUUUAUUGUUUAGCAUACUAUCCACCGCCAUCUUUUAUGUUGGAAUUAGAUCUAGAAAGACAUUUAUGGUGUAUCUAUUGAACUAUAACUUGUGUAACGUUGAGCUCUGUUUCUAUA